Messenger RNA from Meloidogyne enterolobii, 447 nucleotides. Lineage: Eukaryota; Metazoa; Nematoda; Chromadorea; Rhabditida; Meloidogynidae. The record is from the annotation of a GenBank genome assembly.
AUGUUUUUUUAUAUUUUCUUUAGAAAUAUUUAUAUUUUAUUUUUAGAUGUUUUAAUGCCAAAAUUAAAAAUAUUUCCUAGAGAACCAUCAUUCGAUGGCAAAUUUCGUUCAAGAUGUGUUUCGGCACCAAUUCCUUUACCUAAAAAUACUUCCAUUCCAAAAAAUUAUUUUAAAACCUUCACAGAUAUGCGAAGUAGACGUUCAUCAUCCUCAGCUUCAUCUGCCCAACCUCCUUUUAUGAUUUCAGCGUUUGGAACAGAUUUGGGUUCUAUCGAAUCAAUUCCAUCAUUUAGAAGAAAUUUUUACAUAAAAGAAGAAGUUAAUAGUUCCUAUAAUUGUUUAACUAAAUUUAGUUGUAUAUUAGCUUUGUUUGUAGCUUUAAUAAUUGUUUGUUUGAGUGCACUUGCAUUGAAGGUAAAAAUUAAUAAAUUUAAUGAAAUGAACUGA